UUGAUUGAGCAGCCCCUCAAUCCCACAUAAAUUGCUUCUUUUCUGUUAAUUUAUUUAUUUAUUUUGAGGAUAAAAAUUGAAAAAAGUGAUCAUGAAAUAAAUGAUUUUCUCCUAAAAAUAAUUUCAUAAAAAUUGCUAAAAUUUGCAACAUUUUCAUCUCAUGCCCAACAUGCUGUUGUAGCAUAAAAAGGGGCGGAGAUGGAAAAAUUUUACCUUUGAAUUUUAUGCUCGCCCUGGCGUCGCUUUGGGUUUUCCCAGGUAGAUUUGGUCUGUGAAUUUUCCUCAUAUAUCAUUCUCAAAAACUACUAAUCCCUUGAGACGAUCCCACAGAAGAUCUCCUCAUUGGUGCACACAGGCAGGUAAAGCUGCUACCUAGAGGUACUUUGUGUGCAAAGGAGCUUCUCGAUGGUUAUAAAAGACCCUGCUCAGUGAGCUUGUGGAUCAUUUGCUGUACAGUUUCUGUCCCGUAAUAGUCACCCAGAGGAGAGUGAGAGAAGUCUUUGUUUGCCCCAAAGUGAGUGGAAAUUGUGGUUUUUGUUACAAGAAAAAAAAAUUUCGUGAAUUCUUCAAUGAUAAAAAUGAGUGACUACGUGCCAUCGACCGCCAUGGAUAACUUUGAGAGUAUCGGGAAUGCCCUCGAUGAGAUCCGGAAAAUUGAGUCUGAUCUAGUGCAAAAUGCUGAUGGAUCUUGGACGUCGCGAUCAGCAAGCACAUCCCCGCGCGAUAGCCCCCCUGGAAGCACAAUCCUCCAUCCUGGGUUGAGUCUCAUUGAGGAUCCCAACAGCAAGGAGCUCCCCAAGCCACAGGGUACACCGCCAUGGGAGAGGAUUGAUGAUGACUACUAUGUGCCCCCAAAGCAAUCAACGCUCCCACCGCCACCACUUCAUCAGACCGCUGUUGUGCGCCAAUCAGCAACCGUUGCACCACUUCCGGUGCAACGUGCAACCACCAAGACACCCGAAACGGAAUUCCGUGAGGCUGUGAAGAAGCGCUCGCGCACACAAUUCAGCAGCAACCAACUUGUGGCACUCGAAAGGGCUUUUGCCAACAAUAUCUACAUCACACGCGCUUCCAGGGGAGUCCUGGCGCGGGAGUUGUGCCUAUCGGAGAAACAAAUCAAAAUCUGGUUCCAGAAUCGACGCAUGAAGGAAAACAAGGUGCUCAAGGGCACGCAGGCACACAAGGCAAAUCGUUUAGCCGCCACAGCGGUGAAGAAUCUCAAACGUUUGGAGGAGAAGCAGAAGGAUCAGAGCAUCGUCUCACGAUUGAUGUCCCAGCGUCAGGCGGUGAUCGGUCAGGCUACUUCCUAUGCUGCCAAUGGAAAUUUCCUUUCAGGCGAUGAUGUCCAUCAGGUGCGCGCCGUGCAGCAGUACCAUCAGUAUCCCCCAGCUCCACCACCAUACCCAGCAGGAUCGCAACUCUACCAGGAACAGCGAUCGUACUACCAGCCAGAUGUGCAGUACCAGCCAAAUGGCGGUGGUGUCUACCGCAGUGAGAUGGAGAAGCCUCAAUUCGACAUCCCAAUGCCGUACAACUAUGCUGAUCAUACGUUGGAUCAGCUGCACGAUCACCUCAUGGAUUAUCCCAUUGUGAGUGGGAUGCUGAUCAACGAUAUGCCCAGCUCAACGAUCGCCUGGGGAAAUAUCCUCGAUCGCCAGCUAACGGCGUAAAAUCAUUCCCGUACGCGAUCUCAGUCGUGAGAAGAUCGCAAAAUGAUCUCUACAUGCUACCUGAUCAUGCGGUACAACAAACUUCAUCUUCAUCAUUUUCGUGCCAUCCGUGGCCUUGUUCUUGUCUAUACUUACAACAUUACUCGUAAGUCUUGCUUCAUUUUAUGUAACAAAAGAAUUUUUAAGAAGUAUAUUUCUUAAAGAAAAAUAUUUUAUUUUGUAAAAUAUUCAGUAGCGAUCUCAUUUUAUUCAAUUAAACAGUAAAAACCUGAUAAAAAGAUCGCCGUAUUUUAAGCUAUAAAGAUAACAAUUCUUUGUGAAUAUAUUUUAUAUUUUAUAAAUUGUAUAUCGCACUCAUCGCACUGAUUUUUUAAAAGAGAAAAAACUGUUAAAUGAACGAUGAAAGCAAAAUGAAAAAAAUGUUAAAAGUGUCUUUGAGUGUGAAGGGAGAUUAAAGAAUUGAACAAAAAAAAA
This is a messenger RNA of Lutzomyia longipalpis, 2144 nucleotides long. RefSeq names its product homeobox protein Hox-B4-like. Gene Ontology annotation, biological process: regulation of DNA-templated transcription. The transcript has 2 exons. NCBI's taxonomy places the organism in Eukaryota, Metazoa, Arthropoda, Insecta, Diptera, Psychodidae. The record is from RefSeq and is a predicted model, not a curated record. The coding region runs from base 570 to 1670 and encodes 366 amino acids. Gene Ontology annotation, molecular function: DNA binding; DNA-binding transcription factor activity, RNA polymerase II-specific.